Symbiodinium natans is the source of this 639-nucleotide messenger RNA. NCBI's taxonomy places the organism in Eukaryota, Dinophyceae, Suessiales, Symbiodiniaceae. The record is from the annotation of a GenBank genome assembly.
AUGCCGCCUUGGCAGCACAAGAUGUUGGAAUGCGUGGUCAAGGCUGCCGACGCACAGAGUCAGAGCUCAGGUACCAGCUACAACGGCUGUCCAAAAACUUGUCCAAAGAGUUGCAGCGUGCGCGUAACCCGGCUGCAAUCCCUGCAGAGAUUCUUCAAGCGAACGUUUCUGCUGCUUAUCUCCCUUCAGCGCGAGGCAGUGGAAGUUUUGGAUCCAGUACAGACCUGGCUGGCAUGGCUGGGCUGGCACCACAAUCCGGAUCUGAAGAAAACUUGCAGAGACUGCGGGAGGCCGCCCUGGCCGUUGCUACUACAGCCUGCUUUGUGGUUUGCUGGAGGAUCUUGCGGUUUUAAACAGGCCUCAAAAGCGAAGUCCAAGAACCGGCUUCGUCCUCGGCCAGAAAGGAGCGUCCUUCACUCUUCCGUCCUCCCUGCUGUUCUAUGUCGUGUCCAGGUCGAAGAAGAAAAAAACUCCGUUGGAGCAGAUUCUCAACAUCAUUGGCUGGCCGGCCACUGCGCCAAACAAGUGAGCUGCAAAUGUACAAAUUUUUCAGUUCCGUCGAGUACCCUCUUUUGGGCUGCGUGUCGUGAAUGCUUCCGAGGCUCGCUACUUGUUUCGAGAGAUGUGGCUGUGGACUGA